CCAGCGCAAAACGGCCGCGACGGUGCUGGCAUUGCGCGUGGCGGCGCAUGCACGGGCAGCCCUGGUGUGAUUCGCCGUUUCGACGCGACGCGGCACGCGCAGCGCUGGUGACGUGCCGAGCCGGGCAGCCAGACAACCAAAUUUCUCGGUCAUGAGGCUCCUAUCAAUACUGGCGCUCGCCGUGUCAGUAAGAGCGGAGGACUGCCCCGUCACCGAGCUCUGCUGGGACGACGAGAAGUUUGGUGUGUGGGACUGCGACGAGGAGCCGGCGCCCAUCCAAGUUUAUAAGAAUGACGACGACAUCUACGUCGUUGAGAAGCUGGACGUGGCCACGGGCACCUACGAGAACAUCUUCAGCCUCGAGCUGGAGGACGUGAAGAAGAUCAACGCCGCGGCGAUCUACCACCAUACCAGUGAAGACGGCGACGACGAGUUCUUCUCGUUCGCGGCCGUCCAAAUGGACGGCGACGACGAGGCUCCCCACCUGUGUCGCAUCGACGCGGGCGAGGCCGACCACAAGGAGUGUUUUGAGAGUCCGCUCCAGGGAAAUAGCAACCCGAACGCGGGCGUCAUCCUCGACAACACGUAUUAUUAUUCUCGUAAUCUGGGCGACAACGACGACGGAACGUUCAUCUACCGCGUCUCGGGCAUCAACGGCAACACGCCGGACUUUCAUUAUGAUGAAGACAACUUGGCCUUCCAGGGCACGGGAGACGACGACACCGACGUGUGGAAGGGGCAGGUCCUGGACCUCGUCGCGGUCAAGGAGCGCGCGACGUUGAUCGACGACGGCGAGGACGAGCAGUCCUACCUCAUCGGCCUGGGCGAGGGCUUCGAGGUGCUCAUCGUGCACCUCGAUGAUAGUGGCGCGCCCGACAAGUACGCGGUCGUCGACUCGAGUGUCAAUUGGAACGGAGCCGACGAGUCUGACCGGAUCGCGUUCGGCGCGGCCUUCGCCUACGACACGGCUGAUGGUGAAUCCGCGACGCUCUAUUUCGCCGGCAAUGACGGCGAAGGGUUGUUCCAGAUCGGUUUGCCGAUUACCGUCGACGAGGACUGCUGGAACAGCGGCGACGACCCGACCGACCACGCCAAAUGCGAUUCCUCGACAGCCACGCUCACGCGCGUCGCGGACGCGGCGAAAGCUGAAAGUAAUGACGGCAUGAACUGCCCCGUGGUCUGGACUAUAUCAGAAACGUACGCGCCGACACCCGAGCCCGUCACGUGCCCGGACGACGAGGUCUGCUGGACCGACAUGAGCGUAGCCGCGUGGGACUGCGCCGGCUUCUUCUCGCCGGUGCAGGUCAUGAAGGACGGCGACGACCCCUACAAGGCCAUGACUCUUGACUUAGAAACUGGCGAGUACGAGGAAAUGUUUGAAUUGGAGUUUGCCCUCGACGACGAGGGCGAGUCGCAACAUGUGAACGCCGUCGGGUUACUAGGUUCUCCUGUUGAUGAUCCGACGACGUAUUAUGCGAUCGGCAAGUUCGACAAGCGGCUCUGUCGGUUCGAUUCCGAGUCCAAGGUUUGUUUUGACACAGAACUCGAAGUGAAGGCCAAUGCCGGCGCCGUCGGUGGGGUGAACUACUACUACUCGUCGAAUCUGGGCCAAAAGGAUACCAGAAUACAUGUCGUCGAGGGCAUCAACAGUGACACGCCGACGUUCCACGGUUCGGAUACAAAUAAAUUUGCUGUUAGCUCAUCAUUGUUCGACGACGAGAUUUUAGAUUACGCCUACGUCUCGGAAGCUGAUGGGACGACGCGUAUCGACGACGACGAGAACAAGGGGUUGUACCUCAUUGGUUUGUCGAAGGAUCUGAAAGUGUUUAUUGCGAAGAUCAAGGACGGCCUCCCCGACUCGUAUGCGGUCGUCCCGGGCACGGCCGACUGGUCGGGCUGGGCCGCGCUGCAGGCGGGGGACGAGGACGAGGCGUCUGAAGAGGAAGAGUCUGACGAAGCGGAAGAGUCUGACGAGACUGAGGAGUCUGACGAGGCCGAGGCGUCUGACGAGGCCGAGGAGGAAGAAGAAGACUCCGAGGAAGGGGAAGAGGAGGACUCUGAGGAAGGCGAAGAGGAGGACUCCGAGGAGGGCGAGGAGGAAGAGGACUCCGAGGAGGACGCCGGCGACGCGCCGACGUACCAGCCUACCGAAAACCCGGAGCGGCGGCUCGCGGGCGCGCCGACGGACGAGCGCCGGCUCCAGGACGCGCCCGACGACCCGGGCACCUACGGCGCGGCCUUCGCCUACGAGCCGAGCGACGGGAGCAUGACGAAGGUUUAUUUCGCGUCGAACGAGGGCACGGGCCUUUUACAACUAGAACUGCCGCUUACCAUCGACGACGACUGCUGGAAUAGUGGUUUGGAUGCGUCUGAACAUACUGAAUGCGACGCGUCGGCGCAGCUGACGUGGAUUUCCGCCUCGGACGAGGCCGACAGUAAUGAUGGGCUGAACUGCCCCAAGGGCGACAUCUUCGAGACCGUGGCGCCGUCGGUGACGCCGUCCUACAAGCCGACAAAGGCGCCGACCGGCCCUUCGACGAAGGAGCCCACGACCGCGGUACCGACGACGGCCACGCCUUCCUAUAGUCCUGUACCCUUCCCCACCCCCAAGCCGACGCCGGAGCAGCCGGCGCCGACUUCAGUACCGACGUACGCCCCGCAAGUCAUGCCCACGUCGCCGGAACCGUCGCCCCAACCGACUCUGUACAUGCCGUCGCCGGCGCCGAACUACGGGCCAUCAGCAAAGCCCACUAUGUUAACAUGUGAGCCCUUCGACUGCGCCGCGUACUCCGAACCCAUCCAGAUCCUCCAAAGGGACAAAGAUGAAGACAUGUAUUCCGUGUGUGAGCUCAACACCGUUACCGGAGAAUAUGACGUGUUGUAUGACAUCGACUGGUUCGACGGCCAUAUUAAUGCCGCUGGUAUGUUCGUGGGUGUGGAUGGUUCUAGAUACGCUUAUGCAUCAUUUGGGGGCUAUCUGUGCGCCUUCGACGCUCACAAGAAGUGUUGCCUGGACACGCCUUUGGCAGAACCGAAGCCGAACGCUGGUACUCUGGUGCAUACGGAUUAUUAUUACUCAAAAGACCCGGGAGGCGGGACGGAGCGAGGCUUCCACUGGGUCCAGAACGUGACGGGCACGCCGAUCUUCCACGAUGACGUUUUGUUCAAGAUUUCCGCGAGUGUCUACGAGGGCACGGUGCUGGAUGUGGCUACUGUGGACGAGUUCUUCGUCGGCGAAGAGUUGAUUGAUGACGGCGUGACGAAUGGCAGGUACCUAGUCGGCAUGGCUGAAGGAUUUGAAGUGCUGGUGGUGCGGUGCGACGAGACGGGCUACCCGUCGGCCUACGCCGUCCUACCGUCUGUCAUAGAUUGGAGUUUUGGGGAGGUGCAGGACGAAGGUAGCUUCGGCGCCGCCUACACGUUUAUGAGUGAGAAGGGCAUCCAUGUAUUAUUCUCGGACAAUAAAGGCCACGGCCUGUUCGAGGUGGGCUUCCCCAUGACUAUUCCGGACGAGUGCUGGAAUACUGGUACUGAUACAUCUUCUCAUGUCGCCUGCAGCAAUACCGUGAAUGUCCAGUGGUUGCUGAACACCGCUGAUGCUUCUUCCAAUGAUGGUUUAAACUGCCCCGACUCGCUGCAAUUGUUCCCUCCUACCUUGCAACCGACCUCGGCCCAACCGACGCCGGACUUGUACUCUCCGACACAACCGCCAUCCAUAGAGCCGGUUGGUUCGGUAGAUUGCGCGGCAGCAGGAAAUCCUUUACAAGUUAUGAAGUACGACGACGACGACGAGUACUCCGUGAGGAUGCUCGAUUAUGCCACAGGUAAGUACGAAGUACUUUAUUCGUUGGACUGGUUCGACGGGCACAUCAACGCUGUCGGUAUGGUCUACGAUUCGACCAAGAAUGCCUAUUAUAACGUGGCGGGCAUCACCGAAGAUGGCGUUUCGCAGCUAUGUAGAUUCGGGGGCAAUGUGGAAAGGAUCGAGUGUUACGGCGAACUGGAGGUCACGAAGCCGAACGCCGGCGCUGUUUUAGUAGAUAGAUACUACUACGCCAAGGACCCCGGGAACAAGGACGAGAAGGGCAUCUACUGGGUCGAUCAUGUUGACUCUACGUCUCCGGAAUUUCACAAUGACGUCAAGUUCGUCAUCAAGACGGACCUGUACGAAGACGGUGUCUUGGACUUUGCUCCUCUACGCGAAGAGCUCGACGACAGUGGCGUCGGAAGGACGGGUCUGACGGUGACCUCGAACUUCAUCGAUGACGGUGUUACUGGAGACUAUCUCAUAGGAUUGGGAGAACACUUGGAGGUACUUGUGGUAUAUAUCGAUAGUGAGGGCUACCCGUCCAAAUACGCUGUAUUACCAUCAACACUCGACGGCGACGCGAACCCGUCCUCCCAAGAAAUUGGGGCAGCGUGGACCUAUUUGACGGUCGAGUCGAGCGGUGCCUACAAUGCGGAAUUACUGUUCUCCUCCAAUGAAGACAAGGGCGUCUUCACGACUACGUUACCGAUCACGGUGCCGUCAGCAUGCUGGAACGAGGGCCUCGACACCUCUACUCACACGUUCUGUGAUGCAGCGACAUCGGUACCACUCGUCACAAAGUACAAGGGCCCCGGCGACGACGUAAAAUCAAAUGACGGCAUGAACUGCCCCUUCGCCGUCAACAAGGACCCGACGCCAUCGCCUGUUAUUGCCCCGAAGGACCCGACGCCGGCGCCCGUUGCGACGCCGGCGACGCCGGCACCCGUCGCGACGCCCGCGACGCCCGCACCCGUGCCGGCGCCGACUGUUGCGGUUCCGGCACCGACGGCGACGCCCUCCAUCUUGGUGUCGUCGCAAUUAGUUAUUGAUGAUGUCCCGAGCGACAUGGACGACGACGCUUUGACAGAUAUUGUGAGUGCGGCGCUCGUGGACACGUUGAGUGGCGUCCGCGAGGCGGACGACGUCUUAGCCUGCGACGUCACCGCCACAACGACGGUGACGACGACGGCCGCGCCGACCGCCAUGGCCGUCGAGGCGGCCGAACAGGCUUCGGUCAUCUCCGGCAGCGUCGCGUUCGCGGGCCUUUCGCAACCCGACGCGGAGGCGAACAAGGCCGUGAUCGAGGACGGCCUCGCGCGCGUCGCCGGCGUCGACGCGGACGCUUGCAGUGUCACGAGCAUAUCGGCGGCGCGCCGGCGCCGGCUCGACGACGGCGCCGGUGUUACUGUGGACUACGAGAUCUACGUUUCGCUGGAGACGGCGCAGGACGUCGCCAUGGCCCUCGCCGACGCGGCCGCCGACCCGACGUUGGUGGAUACCGCGAUCGCGGAGGCCGCGGCCGCGGCCGGCGCCUCGUCGACUUUCGCGGCGUGCACGACGGCGAGCCUCACGAGUGAGGUUGUCACGGCCGCGAGCGACGCCUACUCGUUCUCGUUCACGUACAAUGUCCCUUACUCGUACUCGUACGCGUCGCCGGACCUGGCGGGCCUCGAGUGCUUCAACGAGACGCUGACCGCGUUCUCAUGUUACCUGGACCUGUACCCCGACGACGACGCCGCGAUGCUGGAGGCGCUCCAGGACCCGACGCUCAUGGGCGACGACGACCGCUGGAACGCGUCCGGGACUGAUGAUGAUGUGAGCCUGUCGGAUGACGUGACGUCGUGCAUCGACGUCCAGGCGGACGCGGGCUUCGCCGAGGCUUGUGAUGCGCAGCCGAAGAUUGUGCAAGAGGCCUGCGGCGACAAAUUCGACGCCCAGGCGGAGUGCAUCUUCAAUUCGUGGACGACUGCCAUGGGUUUAGAGUGCGACCUCGACUGCGCCCUGACGCGGGAGUUCCGACGGAAGCUGGGCGUGCUCGACUGGGCGCGGCGCCUCUUCUCGCCGUCGACGACGCGUCCGGCAACGACCUCGCCCGCUGCCAUACGGCGCCGCGCGCAAGACGCGGCGCUGGACGUGCUCGCGAGGCCGUCGCCGACAACGAAACGGCGGCUCGACGUGUCCCCCUCGAAGACCAAGCGCGCGCCCUUCGCGUCGCUGCGCCAUCGACACAAGGGCCGCCGCGGCCUCCAGACCGAGGUCUCCCAGCCGAAGACGGUGUCCUUCACCGUGCGCCUCUGGGGGGUUGGCCAGUCCGGGGACACCGCCGCGUCAGAGCUCGCGACGGCCGCCGCGGACGGCUCCUUGACGACGUCCCUGGCGACCGCGGCCACGGACGCGGGCUACGACGACGGGCCCGCGUGCUCGGGCGAGGCGAACUCGCUCGAGGCGCUGCAGGCCGUCACGAUCGCCGAGGGCGCGCCGAGCGCGGCGCCAGUGAUUGCUCCUACGCCGGCGCCGUCGGCGAAGCCCACCUGGACCCUAAAACCGACGCUCGACGCGUACGAGCAAUGUUUGGAACCGGCGUGCUCGUGCGACGCCACGCUCGCGGCGUGCACCGGGGAUGAUGAAGACGACGACCCGGACGAGUACUGCGACAACGGGGGCUCCGAUUUAAGUUCAGACAUCGCCGGCACGACGAACCACGGUUCUGGAGUGGGCUGGUGCAUGUCGACGCUCGACGAGAAGGUGGGCUGCACGGCGUCGCCCGCCGAAUGCUGGGCGGCGUGCGAGAGUUCACAUGGUGAUCGAUUGGUGGCCAUCGACUGGUACGCCGACGGCAGCUGCUGGUGCCAGGACUCGUGCCCGUGCAUGGACUUUGAUGUGAGUCCUGUUGUGAUCACGCGCGCCGACAUGACUCUACCUCAAGAGUGCACGCUCUGCGACUACUACGAACACGCGCUCUACGGCGACUGUGCCGGAAGUGACGCGUCGGAUGCCUGCCAGAGCGACUAUUAUUCUGCGAUCGAGUGCCACUACGAGGCCCAGCUCGCGGAGUUGGGUGAAACUUGUCCUACGCAGACGUGCGUCGAAGCAUUGGCGACGCCGGCACCGACACCGCAGCCGUCGACCGCCUCGCCAGUCCCGGCGCCCACGAUCCCGGUCACACAAGCACCCACGGUCAAGGGCUCCUUAGAUCCCCUGUUAGCCCAGGCCUCCUCGAAUAAUAAUGGAGGCCAGAACGGUUUUGAGGACGAGGUCCAAUCUGCAGGUUCACCAACGAUGAUCGCCCUCACCUGUAUUGGGGGCAUUGUGGUGGUGGGCGCCGCCGGCGUCUUCCUGACACGCAGCAGAGAAGGCGCCAAGGAGAAGGCUAGAAAAGCAAGGUUCGACGCCAUCAACUCCGAGAGCAACCAGUACGCGACGCGUUAUGAUGCGGAGGAGGGCGACGCCGCCGAGGACUUCGGCGAGGCCGACUGGGCGAAGAUCGCCUCGAAGGAGGACAAAGUACACAUCGAAGAUAGCGCAACGAAGCCUCUGUACGACGAUGGCGCGCCGAACGCUCCUUUUCCUCCUCCCCCUCCAGACGAGGAGGCGCCCAUGUCGCCCGGCGACAUCGACCGCUUCCUGGGAGGUGAUGAUGAUCAAUGGCCCGAGGACGAGGGGAAAGCCCAGUGGCCCAAGGAGAAGAUGUCUGCUGGUGAUGUUGAUGCUUUUUUGGGACCGGACUCUCCAGGAAAUGAUUCCGACUCGUCGGACGGCGCCGAGGCGCCGCCGCCGCCGUCGUCGUCGGCGUCCUCUGUUGCGCCGCCCUUGGACGCCGACGACGCGGCCGAGAUCGCGGCCAUGGCAUCGUCAUCGGACCCCUUCGGCGCGCCGGCGAACCCCUUCGCUGCCCCCGCGGCGCCCGCCGUCGCCGACGACGGCGCCACGUCGCCCGCCGCGGACUUCGCCGCUGACGCGUUCGGCGCGGACCCGUUUGGCGCGCCGCCGGAGCCCACGGCGACGGCCGGCGCCGCCGACGCGCCCGCGGCCGACCCCUUCGCCGCCGACCCGUUCGGCGCGCCUCCGCCGGACCCGGCGGUGUCCUGAACACGUGUUCCCCCCCCAGCCCCUGUCCCCCGCGCCGUGUAACGGGAUAAAUUAGU
Messenger RNA from Pelagomonas calceolata, 7953 nucleotides. The record is from the annotation of a GenBank genome assembly. NCBI's taxonomy places the organism in Eukaryota, Pelagophyceae, Pelagomonadales, Pelagomonadaceae.